AUGGAGAUUUUGAAGAAAAAUCCAAAAAGUUUAAUUCACCGAGCAAUAAUUAGUACUGACUCACAAAAAUUAAUUACAGAAUAUUUUCACUCAAAAUUUGAGAAUGACCAGAUAAAAAAAUAUCCAGAAUUCGAUGUUGCAAAAUCUGGCCCUGAAGUAGAAUUAUUAAAAGCGUGUAGGGAGUUAUCACAAAAUGAAAAAGAACUUGAUGCAAAGCAUGAAGAGUAUGAAGAAAAACGAAAAUUUAUGAAUCAACAAUGGGCUGAAAUGAGACGUAAAGAAUCUUUAUUACGGGAAUCUUUUAUAAAAUUUGAUAAUUUCGUCAAGGAAAAUCAUGAAAAACGUUUGCGUGCUCAGAGAAAAAUCAAUGAUGAAAAAGAUUGUCAGAAAAUAUAUCAAAAUCAAAUUGCAGAACUUGAGGAAAAACUUGUAUAUCUGGCUGCUAUUCGUGAUAAAAUGCAAAAGUAUGUUAAAGAUUAUCGACCAGCCCAAAAUUAUUUAGAAUCAGUUGUAAAUGAAAUUGGAGAGUUUCAAUCAAUCAGUCAGAUUUUUAACCGAUACGAAAAUUUAAUGGAAGUGAGACAAAAUGUGGCUGAACAUCAGGAUAAAAAUCUUCAUACUCUAGAAGAAAUUGGCAUCGAAAUGCAACGAAUCACUGAAGGAAAAGGUCACACGUUGAUUAGUCUGAACAAUCAACUUGCAACUCUACAAAGCCGAUACGAUCGUGUUAAAGUAGAAGCAUUGAAGUGGGAAACUGCAGUAUCGCGAAUAAAAUCCAUCGCAGCUGAAAAAAUUCUUGAAUUGAUUAGAAUUCGUCUGGCAUGCUGGAAUCUUUAUACUCAGAUGUGCAAACGCAAAGGAAUUCCAAUAGACGUAUCAAAAAAUGACAUUGAAAAUCAAUUAGUUCACAUUAAACGAACUAUUGUAGAGCUGAAAAGAAUUGUGAGAAUUGCUGAAAAACGUUUUACUAAAGUAAAUAAAACUCUUAAGAAAUGGCAAUAA
Messenger RNA from Cotesia congregata, 1002 nucleotides. Lineage: Eukaryota; Metazoa; Arthropoda; Insecta; Hymenoptera; Braconidae. The record is from the annotation of a GenBank genome assembly.